AUCAGUUUUAUGUUCGUCAAUGAAACUAAACUUGGUCUGAAAACCAUGUCCAACAUCCCAACUUCACUCUCUGAGAUUUGUCUCACCCAGUUUCGCUUAGCGAUGUCGGUAGCAGACCCUUGGCCAUUCUCAUGAACCCCACCGCACCUACACGCAUACCCUCCUCUUCACUUUCAUUAUUACCAUACACCACAUCUCAUCUUUCGGCCUCGAAAUCUCUACCCACCCUCUCCCCGAAUAUGUCCAAGAUUCGCGGAUUCAACCUCAGGAAGGGCCUCAUCCGGGUCUCCAAAUGGGUCUUCAGGAAGAUCCGGCUCCGGAGCAGACCCGGAUACCAUCGCCUGGGCAACUCUCCUCGAUCGUCCAUCGCUAAACUCCUCUCGUGGGGUCGCAAGCUGACGGCCAGCGCCAAGUCCUGCUUGCCAGUAUCAGUCGGGUCAGGUUACGCUCAAUUGGGAUCCGGUUCCGUUGUAGGAUCCGACCGGGACCCGAGUGUGCCCAAGGGACAUCUGGCCGUAUACGUGGGGCAGAAGGAUGGCGAGUUGCACCGCGUGCUGCUCCCCGUAAUAUACUUCAACCAUCCUUUGUUUGGGGAGUUGCUGAAGGAGGCAGAGGAGGAGUUCGGUUUCCACCACGACGGGGGAAUCACCAUCCCAUGCCGGUUCACUGAGUUUGAACGGGUCAAGACCCGAAUAGCGUCCGGGUCUCGUCGGAGCACCCGUCCCAAAAGGUUGGCCUGACGAGAAUUGAAGUGAAUUCUUUUUAAUAAUUAUAUUAUUGGUGCAGAGUUUUUUCCACUGUACUUAAUUAAUCUCCAUCAUAAACCUUAUAACUUCUAGCA
This is a messenger RNA of Vigna radiata var. radiata (mung bean), 841 nucleotides long. RefSeq names its product auxin-responsive protein SAUR36-like. Lineage: Eukaryota; Viridiplantae; Streptophyta; Magnoliopsida; Fabales; Fabaceae. The record is from RefSeq and is a predicted model, not a curated record. The coding region runs from base 132 to 740 and encodes 202 amino acids. The transcript has a single exon. Gene Ontology annotation, biological process: response to auxin.